GCCCUGACGAGCCAGGAAUUUAAAGUCUCAGUGUGGGUCAGGAGACCAGACGACGCGCCGGCAUCGACGCAGCUGAGAAGAAUCAGCGUCGGCCUAUAACAAAAAGAUAGAUGGAGAACUUACUGGACUACUAUUUGACUCAUGCCACUGACCAAGGAAGUCACUGAUGGCGUAGUGGUACACACGCCAGCCUCUGGUGUGGGCACCGUGGGAUCGAUUCCGAACAUACCGGCUACCAGUCCAGGGUGUAGUCCGCCUUUCGCCCAAAGCUAGCUGGACUCAUCAGAGGCUUUUUGUUUGAAAUAAAGCAAACGUCAAAGAGCAGCUUCAAGAACUCUGCCUAGCAACAAGUGACAACGCAAACAUCGGAUUUGAAAAACAGUUCAAAUGUCAGCAGAGGCGAGUGCACCAGAUCCGGCGGGGUGCCUCAUUUGCAAGGACGGCUGCUCGGGUUUGCGGCCCCAUUCUUGGAGGAAAGCGUGCGUGGCGUGCGGCUGCAGCGCGGUGGACCACGCGCCGGGCAGCCACGCCGACGACGACCGUCGAAUGGGACGCCUGCUGGCCGACUCGCCCUGCGCCCACCUGACGGCCAAGGUGAAAGGGGGCGGCGGCCUCCGGCUGUACAAGAGGAACCGCAUGAUCGUGACCAAUCCGGUGGUGUCGCGCAAGGACCCCACCUUCAACACCACCACCUACGACUGGGCCCCCGCCGGCCUCAACCAGAAGCUGGCCAAGCAGUACAUGGAGCUGAUCCCAGAGAGUCAGCGUCCCGUCUCCGGGACCGGGGGGGCAGUGCUGCGUCGCAGGCGUCUCCUCAGCCAGCUCCCCGCCUACGACCAGGACCCCAUGACAUGUCAGAGCCUGGCCAGCGACGACGAGGUUUCCGCCAUGCUGCUUUUUGUGAAGCACUACAAAAUGGAGGUGCUGGGCGUGGGCGAGGUGGCGCUGCCCGGCGACGGCGAAGCCCUGAGGGAGGCGGCCAACCGGAGGGAAGCCAGGGAGCAAAACCACGACGGCAAGGAGGCCGCCGACCUCCGCCCAGAUCACGACACGGUCGCGGCUGAAGAGUCCACCAAUGGCACAGAGAACAACACUCCAUAUUGCUGCUCCGGUUGCGGAGGUAACGUCGCGGCGGAGAGCCCCGCGGUUUUUGCCGAGCGCGCCGGUUACCGGGCCGCCCUGUGGCAUCCCGCCUGCUUCGCGUGCGCCGAGUGCGGCCAGGGCCUGGCGGACCUGGUCUACUUCUGGUCCGAUGGGAGGCUCCUGUGCGGACGCCAUUACUGCCAGAGCGUCAGGCCGCGCUGCGCCGGCUGCGACGAGUUGAUCUUCGGCGAGUUUUACCAGACGGCGCCAGACGGCCAGACGUGGCACCGUCGCCAUUACUGCUGCUGGCGGUGCGGGCAAAGCCUGGAUGUGCCUUGCCACCACUGAUGCGGGCAUGCGCAACGCUACAGUAACAACAAAAUGUGUUUGGAUUUCUUGCUGUUGUUGUUGUUUUUGUUGUCGUCGUCUGCAGUUCUCCAAACCUCCCGUUGCUAAGCACGGGCGGAAUCUUUAAAGUGUCCCGAGGCGUCGUUUGUAGCGCUCGGCGGGCCUUUUACGUCGGCGCCGAGACGCGUUUGGCGGAUUUAUCGUCUCGUUAAACGGCUGACGUGAUCCAGAUGUGAGCCAACGCCGGCGCGCGUGAGUUCCAAAUUAGCUCAUAUUUGACAUGAAAGCUUGCAACACUGGACAAGCUUGGAUGACGCCAGAUUUAUUUUUUCAAUUUGAUAUAUAAUAUAUAGAAUAACGAGUGCCUUGUUAUUAUUGUAUUUUAAAAUAUCAAAGUACCUAAAAUUGUGGCUCCUGGACACAAACAUCUGUCAUGCUGAGUUUAAGACGUUUUUUUUUAGAUUUAAAUAUUUUAUUGUAUUCAUCCAUUUUUGGUUUUAUUUGAUUUUAAUAAAUAAACUGUCCUGUUACAUAAUUUUUUUAUACACUAUUACUAUUAAAAAAAACAAUCCAGAGCAAGCUCAAGAACAACUUUUAACCAUUUUUAAUUUAAAUGGAUUAAUAAACUAUUUUAAUUUUAAUUUGAGAAUGGAUACAAAUAAAGAGCAACUUUUAACAAUUUUUAAUUUAAAUGGAUGAAGAAAUUCUUUUCAUUUUAAUUUGAGAAUGGUUAUUAAUAAAGGAAUUAUUCCCUACAUUUAUUUUAAUGAAACUUUUUUUUUCAAAUAUACAUACAAAAUUAAAUAAGUUGAUAAAUAAAUUAUUUUAAUUUUAAUUUGAGAAUGGAUACAAAUAAAGAGCAACUUUUAACAAUUUUUAAUUUAAAUGGAUGAAGAAAUUCUUUUCAUUUUAAUUUGAGAAUAGAUACAAACAAAGGAAUUAUUUUCCGCAGUUCUUUUAAUUGAACAUUUUUUCAAAUAAUCCUACAAAAUUAAAUAAGUUAACUAAAUUCCACAGUAAAUUUAGCUCUAACUUUUAACGUUAAAAAAUAUUAACAAAUUUAAUGAAAAUUACAAAAAAAUUACACACUAUUACUAUUAAAUAAAAACAAUCCAGAGCAAGCUCAAGAGCAACUUUUAACAGUUUUUAUUUCAAAUAGAUUAAGAAAUUCUUUUAAUUUUAAUUUGAGAAUGGAUACAAAUAAAGGAAUUAUGAUCUACAGUUAUUUUAAUGAUAUUUUUUUCAAAUAUACAUACAAAUUAAAUAAAUUGAUGAAUCAAUUAUUUUAAUUUUAAUUUCAGAAUGGAUACAAAUAUCGAGCAGUUUUUAAUUUAAAUGGAUUGAUAAACUUUAAAUUUUAAUUUGAGAAUGGAUACAAACAAAAGAAUUAUUCUCUACAGGUAUUUUAAUGAAACAUUUUUUUCAAAUAUAUAUACAAAAUUAAAUAAGUUGACAACUAAAUUCCACAGUGAAUUUAGCUUUAACUUUUAACAUUAAAAUUAUUUAGUAAUUUAAUGAAAUAAAUCUAGAAACGACACUUCAUGAAGACUUAAUGACUAAAAAAAAAAAAAGUAUAAUGACUCCAAUAUGGAAUACAUCAUUUGUCAUAAAUCAUAUUCUAUUUUCAUCUAUAUUUUGUUUUUUAUCUUCUUAAAAGUAAAAUCUGUCAUGGGAAAUUGCCGUAGAUUAAAACACAUUAUGUGAUAUUAUUCUGGAGAAAAUAAAUAAAUAAAUGU
Messenger RNA from Syngnathoides biaculeatus (alligator pipefish), 3167 nucleotides. RefSeq names its product LIM and cysteine-rich domains 1 (gene lmcd1). The transcript is spliced from 9 exons. Bases 388 to 1431 code for a protein of 347 amino acids. NCBI's taxonomy places the organism in Eukaryota, Metazoa, Chordata, Actinopteri, Syngnathiformes, Syngnathidae. The record is from RefSeq and is a predicted model, not a curated record. Gene Ontology annotation, molecular function: zinc ion binding.